AUGUAUAAAGAAGAAUACGACCGGAAACUACAGGAACUACUAGAAUCCCCAACAUACGAAAAAGUAUCCAAAGACCCUACUCCAACAGUACAACGUAAAACCAACUCACUGAUCACCAGACUGUUCAAUUUGAAACUCAUCGACAAGAAAACUCAAGUACAACUGCAAUCAACGACAGCAAUAUGCCCACGCAUAUAUGGACAACCCAAAGCGCAUAAACCGAACCUUCCCCUACGUCCAGUAGUUCCAAACAUAACAGCACCAACGUACAAGCUAUCAAAAUAUCUAGCGCAAAUACUACAACAAUCGUUCCACAGUGAGUACAAUAUUACAGACAGUUUCCAAUUUUCCGCAUACUUAAGAGAAACCGUCCUACCGCCGAACUACGUUUUGGUAUCGUUUGACGUCGUUUCCCUGUUCACAAAUAUACCAAUAGAGUUAAUCACCCACAACAUAAUCAUGCAGUGGGACAAAAUUGGAUCGAAAACCAACAUAAACCUGGACAUGUUCCUAGAACUGAUCGAGUUUUGCGUCAAGAACAGCUUCUUUUACUUCAGAGGUCAACACUUCCGGCAAGUAUUUGGAUCGGCCAUGGGGAAUCCCUUAUCGCCUAUCCUGGCAGAUAUAGUCAUGGACUCCUUGAUGCAAACAGUUAUUAAAAAGCUACCAUUCGCCAUACCCAUUGUACGCAAAUAUGUAGAUGACCUCUUCAUAGCCCUCCCCAGACAACAUAUACAGUUCACCCUAGAUGCAUUCAAUGCAUACAAUGAACACCUGAAAUUCACCAAAGAGGAAGAACAAAAUGCACAACUCCCGUUCCUAGAUCUGACAGUAAUACGAUAUCCCGACCAAACAUUGCGUACGCAGUGGUAUGCUAAGCCGAUGGCAUCUGGCCGCAUACUCAACUAUCACUCUUUUCACCAACUAACGAUGAAGAUAAAUGUAGCGCAGAACUUUAUUGAAAGAGUCAUCAAACUAACAACAACGGAUAACAGCACACAAUGGCAACGCAACACGAUCUUCGAACACCUGAGACGGAAUAACUACCCACCUUCACUAAUCAACAGACUGAUCAACCGCUGCUCCAACGCAAUAAAAGCAAAAACGCUAUCCAACACUGCAACUCUAAGCGCAUGGAAUCAUUGUACUCCGGUGAACACAGAAACUACCUAUCGAUCACUGCCAUUCAUCCCGAAAUUGACCACAGCCAUAGUGAAACACCUGCAAGCCGAUUUUCCGCACCUAAAAAUUACACAAAAACCUAUUAAAACAGUAUCUAACAUAGUCAAAACCAUGAAAGAUCCCAUCGAACCGCUGCUGCAACCAAAUGUUGUUUAUAGUUUGCCCUGCAAUGACUGCCAUAUGCAAUAUAUAGGCAUGACACGCAACCAACUGAAAACCCGACUGUACGGACAUAAAUCCAACAUCAGCCAAUACAAAGGGUUGAUAGAGGAUGGUGCUAACAGUCGUGAUAAUUCGAUGGUUAACCUCGAGGGCAAAACAGCCAUGAUGGAACACAUCAUCAAACACCAACACAUGUUCGACCUCACCAAGGUAGAAAUAAUAGACAGAAGCAGGCACACAUGGGCACUACCAAUGCUAGAAAUGUGUCAUAUCGCCAAUACAGACAACACAGUUAACCAUCGAACUGAUAUCGAUGGCAUCAACACUGCUUACGCUGGAAUCCUACACACGAUCAAAAACUACACCCGCCGCAGAAGCAAUACUCAACACCAACAAACCACCCCUAGUAGCUCACCGUAA
Messenger RNA from Wyeomyia smithii (pitcher-plant mosquito), 1764 nucleotides. RefSeq lists its product as uncharacterized. Bases 1 to 1764 code for a protein of 587 amino acids. The transcript has a single exon. The record is from RefSeq and is a predicted model, not a curated record. Lineage: Eukaryota; Metazoa; Arthropoda; Insecta; Diptera; Culicidae.